GCUUCAUGGGCUCCUCUCAGUGACUCAAAGUGCUAUUUCCACCCCUUGGUUCUCGCACGUCUUGCGGGAGACGUGCUGUGAUUCAUCACGGUUGGUGGUCGUGGGCUGGAGUUUCGGAAGUCAGCUUGCUUGUCACAUCGUUCGCCAGCUGGAGGUUUCUGGUCUCUCGCUUCGCGGUGUGUGCAAUUUGGACGAUAGGGCCUCGAAGCCAACGUUGGGCCAGUUUGAUUGGGAGUACUGCGCGCAAUCCCGGCCAAGAGUACGCAUCUUGACCCCGGCGCUGGAAUUCGUUAGCCCUUUGAAGUUCGUGCGGAAAGAGCGUGGCUUGGAUCCAGUUCGUUUCUUCGGAUUUGAUUAUGAGAUGACUAUGAAGCGAGUCCUGAACUUCAGUAGAACGGUCAACAUUUGGUUAGAGGAAUCUUCACAUCAUUCUAUGGGAGUGGUGAACGUCUGGGACCUCGGCGAGCGCCUCAAAAGCUCUGGUAGGCCGCAGCUGCGAAGGCACCGGCGACGCCUUGCGAGGAUAGCAGCACGGA
This is a messenger RNA of Symbiodinium pilosum, 536 nucleotides long. Lineage: Eukaryota; Dinophyceae; Suessiales; Symbiodiniaceae. The record is from the annotation of a GenBank genome assembly.